AUGCACAAGAAAUCGGCAACGAAAAAGCGAGAGAAAGAAGCGUCGGUGGUCCUGGGCACGAUGACCUUCGGCGGCCAGACCGACGAGGAAACGUCGCUGCAGAUGGUACAGGAGUUCCUCGCUCGUGGCCACCGUGAGCUCGACACGGCGUUCCUGUACCAGAAAGGCCACACCGAAGAGAUUCUUGGCCGCAUUCUGGCCAAGGAGCGGCAAGAGCGCGGCGACAGCGGCAUUGCGCCGUACGUCGCCACGAAGGUCAACCCGUGGGGCUACUCCGGACGGUCUCUCAAGCCGGCCGACGUCAAGAAGCAGGCAAGCCCGCCACUCACACCACGUUUGUUCGCUUGUCCGUUUCUGACGCGUUGCCUCCUCCAGUUCACCACCUCGCUGCAGAGAUUGCAAGUCGACUCAGUAGAUCUGCUGUACCUGCACGGCCCCGACUUCAAGAACCCUAUUGGGAUGAACACCAACCCGUGA
Molecule: messenger RNA, 477 nt
Organism: Acanthamoeba castellanii str. Neff
Lineage: Eukaryota; Discosea; Longamoebia; Acanthamoebidae
Product: aldoketo reductase family 7, member A3 isoform 2, putative
Exons: 3
Coding region: 1-477 (158 amino acids)
Source: RefSeq, a predicted model, not a curated record